AUGAAGUUCUCUCUCGUUUCCGUGCUGGCUUGCUCAGCCAUUGUUUCGGCAAGCUGGGUCAAGAACUUGAACUACCGCUCACCUUCAGAGAACCAUCCAGCUUUAGGCAUAUCCCUCAGCAAAGUCAACAAGCGAAACACUCCAGACAAGAAGUUUACGGCUGAUCAGCUCAACUUCACCCAUGGCGUAGCAUCCGGCGACCCAUAUCCAAUACGGCGCGUUGCAGCAGCUGACAGCACCUUCCUCAUAGACUCGGUCAUCCUCUGGACGCGGGUAGCUCCCAUGGUCGACGAUGUCAAUAGCAACUCCACCGUCAGCGGCUACGUCCCACUCUACAACCACGGUCCCAACGUAACAGUCUCAACCGCACCCGUCUGCGUCGAAUGCAAGGUCGCCCGCACGGCAGACUUCAAGAACGUAGAGAGCAGCGGCACAGCAUAUACGAGCAGUGACAUCGACUACACGGUCAAGGUGGAAGCCACCAGAUUGUCUUCGUGGGCACGAUACUACUACCAGUUCAAUGUCUGUGGAAGCAACAGCACGGCCAGCCCGCUCGGCCGCACGAAGACUACUCCCAACCCAGGAGACUACGUUAGCAAUGUAGGUCUGGCAGUCUACUCGUGUAGCAACUUUCCAUUUGGCUUCUUCAACGCUUUCGGAAAUCCAGUUCGUAAAGAUUCGGUCGAUUUUGUCCUUCAUCUGGGAGACUAUAUCUACGAAUACGCUGGAGAUGGAGAUUAUGGGUAUGGUCAGAGCAUUGGACGUGUGCCAAAGCCCGAGCACAUCAUUUACACCCUGUACGACUACCGCGCGAGGCUGGCUACUUACAGAACAGACGAGGAUCUUCUCCUCUCCCACCAAACGUACCCAUGGAUCCCGGUCUGGGAUCUCCGACAACACAUACCGAGACGGAGCCUCCGAGCUAAACAACACCGAAGCAUCCUUCGUCAUGGACGGCGGCGUAUCUCCGCCUCCGCACAACGCGGUGCCCGCUGGCGCAUCAUCAGCUCCCAAACCGUCUUCUCCAAAAUCAACGAAUCCGUCUCCUACGGAAACGUCAACCCCCUCGACUACGACGCCUGGGACGGCUACCAAGCUAACCGCAACCGAACCCUGAACUUCCUAACGCAAAACAACAUCGGCAAUAACAUCGUCAUCAGCGGCGACUCGCACGCCUCUUGGGUCUCGGAUCUCGUAUGGUUAGGCCAUGCGAAUUAUUCUGCAGAUACGGGUGCAGGGAGUCUAGGUGUGGAGUUUGCUGGAUCGGCUGUUUCGUCACCUUGUCCGUAUGGUCAGAAUAUUACGCAGAAGUCUGCGAAUGAUUUCUCGGAUAUUCUCGAAGCGGCGAAUCCGGAACUGCAUUGGAAUGAUCUGUAUUAUCUUAAUGUAUCCUUCUUUGGUCUUCCAACAAUCGUAAACCGCAACCCUCUCGAAAUUUCACUGGUCAAUUUCACGGUGAAGAGUGGCGCAAAUGCGCUGCAGAGGCCUAUUGCUGGUGGGAUCGCGGAGAGUGGGAGUCUCAAGGGCGGCAUGAUUCAGCAGAGUAAUAUUACCAACAAUACUGAGACUGGACAGUACAGUAUUGUGGUUGACGAUGAGGAGGAUAUCUAG
Fulvia fulva is the source of this 1611-nucleotide messenger RNA. RefSeq names its product Alkaline phosphatase D. Bases 1 to 1611 code for a protein of 536 amino acids. Lineage: Eukaryota; Fungi; Ascomycota; Dothideomycetes; Mycosphaerellales; Mycosphaerellaceae. The transcript has 4 exons. The record is from RefSeq and is a predicted model, not a curated record.